UAACUAAAAAUAAAGAUAAAAUAAAAUCACCAGGGGAAUCCCCGGAUUUAGCAGACAGACGCCUACCCCUCGCCUGAACCGGAAGCACCAGGUAACCGAGGAGCUCAAGAGAACAACUCGGCCAAAGUACUGAGGAUGAGCAGCAAAGAGCGAGUGACUCCGGAUCGGGCUCCGCUUUUUGGCCCCUUUCGGUGACACGCCGGAGCUCGGGUGCAUACUGUGAGGCUCUUGCGGGAUCCGGCUGCAUGAGAAACUAGCAAAGACGCCCCACCAUGCAACAGUAAGCGAGGAGCCAAGGCUUCCUACCGGCUAGGAAAAGGAGGCAAAGCAGUACAGAGCUGUUCUGGAUCCCAGAGACAACAUGCAGGAGAAUUAUGAAAACGUCAUCUCAUUGGCGGAGGAAAUUGCAAUCAGCUGGCCCCGGAUAACUGCCUUUGCUGAAUCUCACAGGAGAAGAGGACUGGCGCCUGUUUUCUUUGCCAGACCCCCGGAGUUACUGGAUUCUCUCGUUGUUCCAGCAGAUGAUGGGAUGAUGAGUGACAAUGGGAAUGAGGAGGAGGAGGAGGUGGUGAUGCCGCAGGAAGGAGGGGGAGGAGGAGGAGGAGAUGGUGGAGGUGACGUCACAAUUCAGAAAGUGGACUCCCAGCCGGACCCUCUGCCAGAGAAGCCCAAGGAGCUCUCUGAACCUGAGCCGAAGGCCAGCGAUGAAGGCCAAGGCCAGCCAGUCUUGGAUGAGCAGCCAAGGAAGUCCUUGGCGAAGAAGCAGGGCAAGCCACUCGCUCACCAUGGCUUCAAGAAGUUCUCUCCACGGAGCCACCAUGGGCUGCUGGGCCAUGCCGGCCGGUGCCAUGAUUGUGGCAAGGGCUUUGGCUUUGGCAAGCGUGCACGGCUGCAUAGUGGCGUCGGCAUGGAGAAGCCCUACAAGUGCAAUGAAUGCGGCAAGUGCUUCCGACUCAACUCCACCCUGGUGACCCACCAGCGGCGCCACACCAGCACCAAGCCCUACCGCUGUGCCGAGUGUGGCAAGAGCUUCAGCGUGGGCUCGGCCUUCAUCCAGCACCAGCGCACCCACGCGGGCAAGAAGACCAGCUCUAGCCCGGCCCGGCCCUGUGAGUGCAAUGUCUGCGGCAAGAGCUUCGGCCUCCCCGCCCACCUCAUCAAGCACCAAAAGCAGCACCUGGAAGAGAAGCCCUACAAGUGUGAGGAGUGUGGCAAGGGCUUCAACUGGAACUCACACCUGGAACGCCACCGGCGCAUCCACACUGGCGAGAAACCUUACGUCUGCGAGGACUGCGGCCGGGCCUUUGCCUGGAGCUCUCACCUUGACCGGCACCGCCGCACGCACGCCGGCAGCACCAUCCCGGCCACCACCCCUUGCAAGUGCUGCCUGGCUGUGGCGGCAGCCGCCCCGGCCAGCAAAGCCAGCACCAAGCCUUACCAGUGCCAAGACUGUGGCAAAGGGUUCAACAAGAACGCGGCCCUCUCCAAGCAUCGGCGUGCUCACCAUGCCGCCGAGAAGCCCUAUGUUUGCGAAGACUGCGGCAAGAGCUUUGGGCUGAAUGGGGCCUUGCUGCAACACCGGCGUACGCACCAUCCGGAUGGCUCUGCCAAGCCCUACACCUGCAGUGACUGUGGCAAGAGCUUUGCCUGGAGCUCCCACCUGGACCGGCACCGCCGUAUCCAUGCCAACGAUAAGCCCUACCACUGCGACGACUGUGGCAAGGGGUUCUCCCAGAGCUCCCACUUGGAGCGCCACCAGCGUGUGCACAGGAGCGCAGAGCGGCCCCCCUGCCGCUGCACGGACUGUGGUUUCACGGGAGCCCGGCGGAAGCGCCCCCGUGGGACCUUGCUGCCCUGCAAGUGCAGCGACUGCGGCAAGAGCUUCCUGUGGCGGCGGCCGGCCUGCAGUGAGUGCGGCAGGGGAGGAGGGGAGGGCGUGCGGCACCAAGGCACCCAGACUGGCGAGAAGCCCUACGCCUGUAUAGACUGCGGCAAAUGCUUUGCCCAGAACUCAGCGCUGGCCAAGCACCGGCGCAUGCACACCGGAGAGAAGCCCUACAAGUGCAACGAGUGUGGGAAAAGCUUCAGCGUGCGCUCCAACCUGCUGAAGCACCAGCGCACCCACCUGGGCGAGAAGCCCUACAAGUGCAGCGACUGCGGCAAGGGCUUCAUCCAGAAGUCCGACCUCACCAAGCACCGGCGCAUGCACACGGGCGAGAAGCCGUACCGCUGCGACGCCUGCGGCAAGUGCUUCAGCGUCAGCUCCAACCUCAUCAAGCACCAGCGCAUCCACCUGGGCGAGAAGCCCUACGCCUGCGGGGACUGUGGCAAGGCCUUCAUCCAGCGCUCGGAGCUCACCAUCCACCAGCGCACCCACACGGGGGAGAAGCCCUACAAGUGCAGCAUCUGCGGCAAAUGCUUCAGCCGCAGCUCCCACCUCAACCGCCACCAGCGCACCCACAGCAAUGACAAAGCCUCUGCCGGCACUGGGGCAGCCCCCGCCACGUUGCUUGCAGCUGGCACGGCCAAGCCUGCCCCUCCUCUGCCCGCCUCUGCUUUCUCGACUUCCUUCCCGUCCCCGAGCCCUCUUCCUGCCUUGCCUUCCUUCCCUUCCUCCCCAUCACCCCUCCCUAUCCCUGCUCUGGACCUGCCCUGGGCCCUGUCUUUCCCACCCCGAGGCUUCCCACACCCAACCUUCGCUUCCCCUGCCCCUUCUGGUGCCCAGGCCUCUUCCUUGAUGAACUAAGCCCUCUCCUCCCCAUCACCUGCAGCUCCUCUUGUUCUUCCCUCCUCGUUUAUAAACUCUCCCCUGCCCCCAAGUUGAUGUGACGCAGCAUCUGGGCCUGAUGGGCCUCUCCAUUCUCUCUGAUUUGGCCCUGCAAGUUCUUUUCUGUUGCCUUCAUCCUCUGCUUGUGGGCUUCCUGGGGCAUCCGGUUGACCACUCUGUGAAACAGGAAGCUGGAUUCGGUGGUCUGACUGAUCCAACAGGGCUUUUCUGACAUUGUUCCUCCAGGCUUCACUUCCUCGGCUCAGCAAUCAGCUACCUGCUGUUCCAUCUUCUCCUCAGCCCAUCCACCCGCCCCCUCCCCCAGGCUGCUUUUCUGGCUGUACCUCUGGUUUUUCAUGUUCUUCCUUGCUAGAGAGAGUUCUAGCUCCUUUGUUUUUUACUACCUCAUAGCACCCGCUCCCCUAUCUUUCCAUUUCCCUUCCUUCAUUUAUCACGUCUUGAGUUCAUGCCUGUGAGCUGCCUGUUCUCUGUCCGGAAUGCUCCUCCCUGGUCCGCAUGGCAACACUGAAGUAAUUUACUAGGUUUAUGCAAUUUCUCACACAGGCUCUGGUACCUGAUAUGGUGUUCUUGGGAAUAUCUUGUUUUUGCCUUUUAAAAUGGUCAAAAUUAUCGCCUUCAUGGUUGGGAAAGGCAUGCCUGAAGCCAUGGAAGCAACUUCUGGGACCAAUAUAUGCCAGUGUUUAUGGGUCACAGCUUCUGUACCUUCCAUGGACCCUGGCCAUUCCCCCACAACUUCCAUUCUUCUUGUCCUACUGCUCAUCCUCACCUUUCUCCUUACCAAGUCUUGUUCAGGUCCCUUGAGAGAGAGCAUGCAAACUGAACAAGUGGAAGCAAAAUAAUAUAUGCUUAAUUUAAGUACAGAAUUUGGGUUUCCUGGCUACAGAGUGGAGGUCUUUGAAACUUGGUUAGUUUCUGUUUGUAAGCAUAAAGUGUCAGCGCUCCUGCAAUCGGAUUAGUUUUUGUUGGUGGUGGUGGUUUUGCAUGUCUUGUCCUUUCCUAUUAGCCAGGCAGCCAUUCUCCCCUUUACAGAACAAUGGAGUCGGAAGGGACCUUAGAGGUCUUCUGUCCAACCCCCAGUUCACUGUAGGCAUCUGCUGCUGCAUCCUUGACAGGUGGCUGUCUCUGGCUUCUGAUGGAAAACCUAUACAGAAGGAGAGCCCACCGCUGCAUGAGGCAGACUGUUCCACUGUCAAACAGUACAGCUAGGACAUUCCUCUUUAGAUCUGCCUUCAUGAAUGCACCACAUCUAUAGUGCAGCAGUUAGCACUUCCACUACCACUUAGGCAAGUUCCUCACAACACAAGUGCAGCAUCGGCACAUACAGUUCCCCCCUCAUAAUACCUUGGCUUUCUUAUUCUCUCUCCUUCUGCAACUCAAGGUUGUCCUCCAAUUAUUCCUUGACUUAUCUUCCAUAUCCUAUUUCCACAUUCCUUCUGCAUCUCUCCUCUGUCUCCUGGUCACAAUUCCUGUGUUCUGCCCUAGCCACCCUUCUUAAGUCCCUUCCGUUUAUGUGUACAACAUAGAUCUUGUUGGCCAAAUUUCACCCCUGCAGCCCUCAUCCCUUUUUACUGCCGUAGUAAACUCAAGGGACUUCAUUCAAGAAGUGAUUUCAUUGAGAAAGCUGCCAACUAAGAUGUCCAGCGAGGCACGUGUUACAAUCUCCUUUUUGGUUAAUAUCAGCAUCUGAGAUGUUAAAAGAAGCACACCUCAGAGAUACAUGGGGUGGGGUAGAUUGCAUGUUUCAAUGUGCCCAUGUGAAAAAUCUCCCUGGACAUGCAAAGCUAGCAUAUCAGGGACAAAGCUUCUAGGCUCACCUUCUCCCUGAAGUGUUAGCUUUCUGUAUGCAGAGAGGUUUUGAGUAAAUUCCCCCAUCUGCAUAUUGGAGGUGACAAAGUCCCCUGAGGACUGUAUCAUGUGCCUUUGCUAAACGUUUGAAUUGGCUCUCUAUCUUAGUCUGAUGUUCUCCUCAAGCUUU
This is a messenger RNA of Hemicordylus capensis (graceful crag lizard), 4763 nucleotides long. Its product is annotated as zinc finger protein 345-like. Gene Ontology annotation, molecular function: RNA polymerase II cis-regulatory region sequence-specific DNA binding; DNA-binding transcription factor activity, RNA polymerase II-specific. The record is from RefSeq and is a predicted model, not a curated record. Gene Ontology annotation, cellular component: nucleus. NCBI's taxonomy places the organism in Eukaryota, Metazoa, Chordata, Lepidosauria, Squamata, Cordylidae. The transcript has 4 exons. Gene Ontology annotation, biological process: regulation of transcription by RNA polymerase II. The coding region runs from base 362 to 2746 and encodes 794 amino acids.